UGUGCUUGAUUACUACUGCAGCUACUGUCACUUGUCUAAACAAUUAAAGUUACGAUCAAUUAGUUGAUAAUUAUUUUACCAAUACAUGAACAAGUUUUAUCAAGUAAAGAACUUACCAAAAAUAAUAUGUCAUCAUCAAGACGAGUCACAGGCUUUGGAUCACUAUCUAUACCACUGUCUUCCAUUACAAUCAGAGCUGCCAUUUAGUUACCUAAAUUUAAAAAAUAUCCAUUAUUAAUAUAAAUUACUGAAUAACUUACAGAAAGUAUAUUCAUGAAUAUUUAUCAACAUGACAUUAUUCAUUACCCAUAUGGACAACUUGUUGGAGUGUCCUGAUAAUCAUAAAAGAGGCAGUAAUGUCAAUGUUUUUACUUGGAAAUAGUUAAAAUUUAUACUAACAAAACACUUAAACAUACUUUGAGUAUUUUUCAGUAUUAUAUAUUACAUAAAAAUCAUUAAAUUUUAUUCAGAGAUCUUUUUUACACGAUUCAACACAGAUGCUGUGCCAAACUGAGGACACAUGCACCCUACAACUCGACCCCACUCCUACGUCGAGCAUGUGCUUAUUGAUUUUCCGUAGAGAACGUCGUGAAAACAUUUCAACAAGACAAAAUAUUUUUCAUUUCAUCGACAAAAAUAUUUCACUUUUGAAAUUAAAGAAAAAUUCAAACGAUGGUUAAUUGGAAAAUAAUAAAUAAAAGUCAUUGGAAAGAUAGAUGGAUGAUGAAUUCUAAAGUAAAAAUUGAGUGGUUGUAUCCUAGGCAACCGAGUGCUGUUGUAAUCAUGGAAUUAAUGGAUAUUUAUGAAAUACCAGAUUGAUAGUUACAUUUGAAAUUACACUGGAGUUUAAUGAAAUUUAAUCAUGCCACAAUCAAUGAAAAAGAGCCCGUCUAAAGCUUCAGACUCAAGUAAAGACCAAACAAGUCUUUCAAAGAGUCGAAUACCAAAAAUGGAUUCAUCAGGAGGAGACAUGGAUUGGUUUAAAGGGAAGAUAUUCUUGAAACCAGAAGAUCAAUUAUUAUUAACAGAAGCAGAAUUACAAGAGGAAAUCGUUAGAGUGUUGACAAUUCAUAACCCUAGAAUACCAGAUUCAUUAGUAGAAUGGUCUUGGAAAGAAGGAGCUUUUAUUAAUUUACCUAAACCGCCUGAUAUAGUCACCAUUUUAAGUGUACCCGGUACAUUACUUCAUAAAGAUUCAGAAGAAGCAAAGAAGCAGGCAUCUGGAGGUUCUAUUGAUGCUGAAAAACCUACCAUUAAAGUAGAAGAACCGAUAAAAAAGGAGGAAGAACCGGAAGAAGAUGCUCCAGAUGCUGAAGAAGCAGAUGAAGAGGGAGAUGAUAAACAAGCAGAUGGAGGUGGAGAAGCAGAGCUUGAAACUGCAGAGGAAGAAGCUUCAGAAAAACCUGUUAAAGUACCAAAUCAAUUUAACUUUUGUGAACGAGCUGCUCUUACGUAUCACAAUCCCGUUCGAGACAUGAGCACGCAAACUGUUCCACCACCAACAGCGUCAUUUAAUUCUGCUGUAUUUCAAUGGGUGAUUUUUGAUGAAUAUCAAGAGGAUUAUGAACGUCAACAAAGGGAAAAAGAAAAGGAAAAAAAACCUUUACCUCAACAAAAAAAAGGAGAAGAUAUGACUGUUAAGAAGAAAACGCUAAUUGAAUCUGUAGCAGUUAAUCAACGAAUGUUACAAGCUGCUAAAACAUUAGACCGAAUGGUCAAUCAAAAUAUUUUUAAUGAAAUUUUACAAGAUUAUAGGUAUUGGAAUGAUCCAAGCGAUGAAUUCAAGGACGGUGAAGGGUCUCUUCUUCCUUUGUGGAAAUUCCAGUAUGAGAAAACUAAAAAACAUGACGUCACAGAUUUAUGCUUCAAUGCUCGUUAUUAUGAUUUAUUUGCUGUCUCUUUUGGAUCUUUUUCUUUUGAUAGCCCCGUGUCAAAUGGUACAGUUUGCUUGUUCAGUCUGAAGAAUCCUUCGUAUCCUGAAUGGACAUGUAUCACCGAAUCUCCAGUUAUGUGUCUAGAUUUCAAUACUCAACAUCCUCAUCUGCUAGUAAUUGGUAUAAUGGAUGGUACUGUAGCAGUAUAUAAUGUAAUGUUACCACCAACAACACCUCAAUAUAGAAGCAAUGAAGUUCAUCAAAAACAUGGUGGUAUAGUGUGGGAAGUACGAUGGGCUCCAGAUACAGAUGAAGGUAAUUUGGCCUUCUACAGCGUUAGUAUUGAUGGAAAAAUAAAUCAUUGGAUUUUAAAUCAAAAUGAAUUGGGACUGGUAACAAUCAUGACUCUAUAUCUGGAUCGACCACCAAUUCCAGGACCGGAUGGUACUUUAAUAACUCUCCAAGGAUGUGGAACAUGUAUAGCUUUUCAUCCAACAGAGAAAGACGUAUUUCUUGUUGGUACUGAGGAAGGAACGAUUUACAAGUGUAAUACAGCUUUCAGUAGUAUAUAUAUGCAGACAUAUAAUGAAGCACAUAACAUGCCAGUUUAUCGGAUAGUAUUUAAUAAAUUCAAUUCAAGUAUUUUUGCCAGUUGUUCAGGAGAUUGGAGGAUAAAAAUAUGGGAAGACAAUAGAUUAGAACCGUUGUUCAUGUUUGACCUUGGUGUACCAAUUGGAGAUAUACAAUGGGCUCCAUACAGUUCGACAGUAUUGGCAAGCGUUUCGAAUGAUGGAAAAGUGACAGUAUUUGAUUUAAACGUGAAUAAAUAUCGACCAAUAUGUAGUCAACCAGUUGUAAGCAAACGACGUAGCAAAUUAACAAGAUUAGCUUUUAAUAGUGUACUCCCCUUCAUUAUUGUUGGUGAUGACAAAGGAACAGUCAACAGUCUUAAAUUAUCUCCAAACUUAAGAGUUAAAGUAAAACCAACUAAAAAACAAAUGCAUCUAUCUCAUGAAGAAUUAGAGUCAAUGAAAUUAGAAAGAUUAUUAAGCUUUGUGCGUGAACCACCAAUUCUGACAGCGCCAAAAGAUGUUAGAAUAACAAAUUAGUUAGUUUCAAUAAAA
This is a messenger RNA of Chelonus insularis, 2998 nucleotides long. RefSeq names its product dynein intermediate chain 2, ciliary. Lineage: Eukaryota; Metazoa; Arthropoda; Insecta; Hymenoptera; Braconidae. Gene Ontology annotation, biological process: cilium movement; outer dynein arm assembly. The transcript has 12 exons. Gene Ontology annotation, molecular function: dynein heavy chain binding; dynein light chain binding. The record is from RefSeq and is a predicted model, not a curated record. The coding region runs from base 863 to 2983 and encodes 706 amino acids. Gene Ontology annotation, cellular component: outer dynein arm.